This is a messenger RNA of Colletes gigas, 1356 nucleotides long. It is a transcript of the gene Rpt4, whose product is annotated as 26S proteasome regulatory subunit 10B. Lineage: Eukaryota; Metazoa; Arthropoda; Insecta; Hymenoptera; Colletidae. The record is from RefSeq and is a predicted model, not a curated record. Bases 38 to 1219 code for a protein of 393 amino acids. Gene Ontology annotation, cellular component: cytosolic proteasome complex; proteasome regulatory particle, base subcomplex. The transcript is spliced from 7 exons. Gene Ontology annotation, biological process: positive regulation of RNA polymerase II transcription preinitiation complex assembly. Gene Ontology annotation, molecular function: ATP hydrolysis activity; proteasome-activating activity; ATP binding.
UAUUAUCGGAGACAGUUAGACAGCAAAAUAAGUAAAAAUGGCAACUAACAUGGACUCGGCCAGGGAAAAAGCUUUCCAAGAUUAUCGAAAGAAACUUCUUGAGCAUAAAGAAGUAGAAUCACGUCUAAAAGAAAUGAGGGAGCACCUCAAAGAUUUAACGAAGCAAUAUGAUAAAUCUGAAAAUGAUUUGAAAGCUUUGCAAAGCGUUGGGCAGAUUGUUGGAGAAGUAUUAAAACAACUUACAGAGGAAAAGUUUAUAGUAAAAGCAACAAAUGGCCCACGUUAUGUUGUUGGCUGUCGACGACAACUUGAUAAAAAUAAGUUAAAAUCUGCAACAAGAGUAGCACUCGACAUGACUACUCUUACUAUAAUGCGUUAUUUGCCUCGCGAGGUCGAUCCACUAGUAUACAAUAUGUCACACGAGGAUCCUGGUGUCGUUCAAUAUAGUAUGAUCGGUGGUCUGAGUGAACAAAUUCGAGAACUAAGAGAAGUUAUAGAACUACCGCUGUUACAUCCUGAACUGUUUCAAAGAGUGGGUAUAACUCCUCCGAAAGGAUGUCUCUUAUAUGGUCCACCAGGAACUGGAAAAACAUUAUUGGCCAGGGUAGUUGCCAACCAGUUGGAUGCAAAUUUCUUAAAAGUUGUAUCGAGCGCUAUUGUCGAUAAAUAUAUCGGCGAAUCGGCACGACUGAUCAGAGAAAUGUUUAACUACGCGCGAGAUCAUCAACCCUGCAUUAUAUUCAUGGAUGAAAUCGAUGCCAUUGGUGGACGUAGAUUUUCGGAAGGUACAAGCGCGGAUCGAGAAAUCCAAAGAACUUUGAUGGAAUUGUUGAAUCAAAUGGAUGGUUUUGAUUCUUUGGGUCAAGUUAAAAUGAUAAUGGCUACAAACAGACCAGAUACUUUGGAUCCAGCUUUAUUACGACCUGGUAGAUUAGACAGAAAAAUUGAAAUCCCAUUACCCAACGAACAAGCACGUUUAGAAAUUUUAAAGAUUCAUGCUAGCCCGAUAUCCAAGCAUGGAGAAAUUGAUUAUGAAGCAGUAGUUAAACUCUCUGAUGGAUUCAAUGGCGCCGAUUUGAGGAAUGUUUGUACCGAAGCAGGAUUAUUCGCGAUAAGAUUAGAACGAGAAUAUGUUGUACAAGAAGAUUUCAUGAAAGCAGUAAGGAAGGUCUCAGAUAAUAAGAAACUUGAAUCCAAAUUAGAUUACAAACCAGAAUAAUGGAUAUAUAUAUUGAUUACAUCAAAUUUAAAACUCAGUUAAUUCGCUAACCAAUGCGUGGUUCAAUAAAAUAAUUUUUAUUGUAAUAUUUGUAUUUUAUACUGGAAACAUAUACUUCGAAACAACAAAAUACUUUU